Messenger RNA from Thalassophryne amazonica, 4613 nucleotides. RefSeq names its product SEC31 homolog B, COPII coat complex component (gene sec31b). Gene Ontology annotation, cellular component: endoplasmic reticulum exit site; COPII vesicle coat. The record is from RefSeq and is a predicted model, not a curated record. Bases 165 to 3830 code for a protein of 1221 amino acids. Lineage: Eukaryota; Metazoa; Chordata; Actinopteri; Batrachoidiformes; Batrachoididae. Gene Ontology annotation, biological process: COPII-coated vesicle cargo loading; endoplasmic reticulum to Golgi vesicle-mediated transport; intracellular protein transport. Gene Ontology annotation, molecular function: protein binding; structural molecule activity. The transcript is spliced from 27 exons.
GUGAAGACUGUCCGUCUCGGCUGUCGUAGCGAAGUGACAACACAGCAAAGCCUUUUGGUUGGGUUUUUGCCUGCGGCUAAGCUGCUAGCGUUCACUGAUAAGUGUCUUUAACGCCGAGUGAGAGCAUUGCAGCUGUUAUUUAACGGGACUACCAGUGCAAGAAGAUGAGGCUGAAGGAGAUCCAGAGGACUGCCCACCAAGCAUGGAGUCCUGCUGCACAUUAUCCUGUUUACCUGGCUUUAGGCACUUCGGCACAACAGCUUGAUGCAUCUUUCAACACCACAGCUGCUCUAGAGAUAUUUGGAAUGGAUUUUUCUGAUCCCUGUAUGGACAUGCAGCUCAAGGGGUCGCUACCCACCUCGAACAGGUUGCAUAGUAUUGUCUGGGUGAAUUUUGGAAUGGGUGCUGAUGGUACGGGAGGGAGACUGGUCGGCGGCAGUGAAAAUGGCACUGUAACAGUCUAUAACCCAGAAGCCAUUAUGAGCUCCAGGGCAGAUACAGUAGUGGGAGAGUCUGACAAACACACAGGACCUGUUCGAGCACUCGAUUUUAACCCUUUUCAGAGUAAUCUCCUGGCCUCAGGAGCAAAUGAUUCAGAGAUAUACAUCUGGGAUCUAAAUAACUUUAGCAGUCCAAUGACACCAGGUGCAAAGACACAGCCUGCGGAAGACAUCAGCGUCAUCUCGUGGAACAGGCAGGUUCAGCAUAUCCUGGCCUCUGCCAAUCCCAGCGGGAAGGCAGUUGUGUGGGACCUGAGAAAAAAUGAACCCAUCAUCAAGAUCAGUGACCACAGCAAUAGGAUGCACUGUUCAGGAAUGCUGUGGCAUCCUGACGUGGCUACUCAGCUGGUGUUGGCCUCUGAAGAUGACCGCCUGCCAAUCAUCCAGAUGUGGGACCUCCGAUUUGCCACAUCUCCUCUGAAAGUUCUUGAGAACCACACAAGAGGAAUUCUGUCCAUAUCCUGGAGUCAAGCGGACUCUGAGCUCCUCUUGAGUAGCGCUAAAGACAACAGGAUCCUCUGCUGGAAUCCAAACACUGCAGAGGUCAUUUAUGAGCUGCCAACAACAAACCAGUGGUGUUUUGAUAUUCAGUGGUGUCCUCGGAAUCCAGCCCUUCUGUCAGCAGCCUCCUUCGAUGGGAGGAUCACUGUUUACUCUGUAAUGGGAGGCAGCUUGACAGCUCAGCAGCAAAGCACCGCUCAUAAGAUAUCCUCCUCAUUUGAUACAAUGGAUCCCUUUGGUACAGGGCAGGCGCUCCCUCCACUGCAAGUUCCUCAGCCUCAAACCCAGACUACUAUAGUUCCUCCACUGAAGAAGCCACCUAAGUGGAUUCGCACACCAGUGAGGGCUUCCUUUGCUUUUGGUGGGAAGUUGGUAACAUUUGGCAAUCCAAAGUUGCCUCCAGUGCAGAGUCCUCAGCCUGUCCCCAGAGAAGUGUUUGUGAGUCAAGUUACCACAGAGACCGAGUUCCUGCAGCGCUCCAGAGAGCUGCAGGUGGCGCUGCAGUCAGGUUCACUCAACAACUUCUGUCAAGCCAAGAUUCAGAAUGCCAAAACAGAUGCUGAACAGGACAUAUGGAAGUUCCUUCUGGUGAAUUUUGAAGAUGAAGCUCGCAUUAAAUUUCUCAGACUUUUGGGGUUCAGCAAAGAUGAAUUGGAAAAGAAGAUUUCAAAAUGUCUAGCGAAGAACUUCCAGCCUAAUGGACAUGGAAUAGAUGCCAAGGAUUUGGCAGAAAAGAUGCAAAUGCUCUCCACUGAGAGGUCUGAUGAAGGAACUGCUGCAGGUGACGUAAGAACGUCUGGUUCAAUUUCACCAGCAGACGUCUUCAGCCAGACUCUAAAGGAAAACGCCAACUUCCAGAUUCCUGUUUCAUGUGACACCGAUGGUUUAAUAAGCCAGGCACUGCUGGUUGGUAACUUUGAGGGAGCUGUGGAUCUGUGUCUGAAUGAUGGGCGUUACGCUGAAGCCAUCCUGCUAGCUAUCAGCGGAGGGGAGGAGCUGCUGAAGAAGACGCAGCAGAAAUAUCUGAGCAAGCAUAAAAACAGCAUUUCAGUGCUCAUAUCAUCAGUGGUGACUCAGAACUGGAGAGACAUCGUCCAAAGCUGUGAGCUGGACAAUUGGAAGGAGGCUCUCGCCGCUCUGCUGACCUACGCUCACCCUGAAGAUUUUGCCCAUCUGUGUGACACUCUGGGAGGCCGACUGGAGCAGGAGGGGACAGAGAAGCGCUGCCUGCAGGCCUGUCUGUGUUAUAUCUGUUCUGGGAACAUUGAAAAGCUGGUGGAGUGCUGGGACCUACAUAAGGACUGCUCCUCCCCUCUGGGUUUAGUGGAUCUGGUUGAGAAAGUGAUGAUGCUACGCAAGUCAGUUGAACGGCACCGCAACGGUGAAAUUGCAAUCCAGAGUCCGAUUCUUGCUGAGAAACUAACUCGGUACGCUGGCAUACUGGCUGCGGAGGGCAGCCUCCUCACUGCUAUGACCUACUUACCUGAGGACGCUGACCAACCUGGGAUCAGGAUGCUGAGGGACAGACUGUUCCAUGCUCAGAUAGAGGCUGUUGUUCAGCAGCAGUCUUCAAACUCUUUCAGCAGAGUCAGUGAGCCAGACAAGACUGCUUCUACUACGCCAAAAUCACAAGUUAUGAGUCAGUACCAGACACCCGGUCCCUCUCAGGUGCCAGCAGGUGGGAAGCCUCCAAUGCCAUCAAUUUUUAACCCACAAGCUGCUCAACUCAACACUGGACCUGUGCCACCCUCGUCUUCUCAUGGACUUCCACCCAGUGUGCCGCACCCUACUGUGAGACCUCAAUAUCCCCAACAUCCUGCUGCAGGCUUCUCUCCUCAUCAGCCUUUCCAGCCUCAGCCUGUUCCUCGGGGUGGACCCUCAUCCUUCCCUCCUCCUGGUCCUUCUAUACCAGCUGCUAACCUGUCAGGACCCCCACCACAGUCUUUAUCAUCCUCUGGAGGGGGCCUGCCACCCAUGCCCAGCCCAGGGGUGCCACCUAUAGGCUUUAUUCCCACUACUUCUUUACCCUCGGGCCACAUGCCAGCCACCUCCCAGACUGGAGCCCCAGUUCCCAUGUACCCAGCAGGGCUUCACAACCAGGUGCAUGUACCCCCAAUGGUUGCUGGUCCUUAUGCUCCUCUGGGAUCAGGGUACCCACAGGGAGGCCCUGGUGCUCCUGCUGUAAAGCCUUUCUCUGGCUCGACCGUUCCUCCUCCUCCUCCUCCUCCUACAGGACACUUUCCCUGGCUGAGUUUCCAGUGUGACGAUGAAGGAUCUCAGGAAGGCUGGAAUGACCCACCAGCAGUACGAAGCGGAGCCAGGAAGAAGAAGAUUCCUGAGAAUUACACUCCACCAGCCCCCAUCACUGCACCUGUGAUGGGCUUCCACGUGGAUCCCUCUCAGACACAGGAACACCCUCAGGUUCCUCCUGGGGCCCCACAGGAACCCAGCGUGCAGCUUCUCCAGCAGCUGCCAGCAGAGCGAGUGGAGCAGAAAGAGAUCCCCGCCGAACACGUGAUCCUCAAGUCCACGUUCGACAGCCUGGUGCAGCGCUGCCAGCUGGCGGCAGCAGACCCGCAAACAAAAAGGAAACUUGAUGAUGCAGCCAAACGUUUGGGGUCCUUGUAUGACAAGCUGAGAGAUCAGACGCUCUCUCAGCACAUCCUCAACGGGCUCCACGAGAUCAGCCGCUGUGUGGCGAGCCAGAACUACCAGCGGGGCCUGGAGGUCCACACCCAGGUGGUCAGCAGCAGCAACUUCAGCGACAUCUCUGCCUUCAUGCCCAUACUCAAAGUGGUCAUGACCAUCGCCAACAAGCUGGGCGUGUAACCCCGACGUCAGUGUUAGCACAUUGUUAUAUAUGUAUUUAUUUCUCGAUGACCUAACGACAGGCUUCGAUGAUGACCAGUGCCGCUGCAGAUCGUGGUGGUUGUCACUCCGUGUUUGUUCCUUCCUGAGGAGAGUGAGAUGGAUUUUGUCGCUCUGGUUAAAUUGUACAAUAAGAUGAAUGUAUUUGAAAGCUGUGAUUCUGUGUAAAUUCAAAAGAUGAUGUAACAAAAAAAAGAGGCAGCAGAUGGCGCAAACGUCACAUUGAGGCUUGGUGCAUUUUCACAAUCAACAUUACAUUUUUAUACCUGCACAUCUUGUUUCUAUCCGCUUUGGGGGCUGUUUGCACCCCAUUCAACAUGUGCAUAAAUCAGAUCAUCCAGAGCCCAACGCAUGUGUGUGAGAGGCGGAGUUAGAGUUAUGAUCACUGCAGCAAACAUCAGUGUGUUCGAGAGCUGAGGAACACAACAUACUUUAGAAAACUACAGUUGAUGUACUGAUUUUUGUAAUAACCGUGUGCGGUUACUGUGCCAGGAGGGUGUUUUAGUGCUAAAGUACUUCAGAAUGUCAGUCUCAUUUUUUUUUUCUUUCCAUUUUGUGUGACACUUUGGUAAAGGAGCAGAGUUAUUUGCAAUUUACCCGCUACACCUACUGUACAUUUUCUACAUUCAGGCAAGGCUCACUUUGUUACAGGUAUAGUCAUAUUAAACUGUCAGCAGUCAAGCCUUUGAGUGCUGCCUUCAGCUUUAGUGAUUGGUUUGUUUGCAAACAAAAAAGAAUGAAUGG